AUGCUCAAUGCCACAUCCACGUCUUUACCUGCGACUCGCCACCUCUGUUUGGUGUUCAUCCACAACCCUACGGCGUUCAUCCACGGCUUAUUCAGUCUGUUCACGACGCGCAGCACCCGCUCCUCUGAUGCGCCUCUGAUAAACGACAUCGACGGCUCAGAUGAACGCGAAGACAAGGCUCAGAUGAACGACAUUGGCGCUCAGAUGAGCAACACUCGGGCUCAGAUGGACAACAUACUCGGCUCAGAUGAACUGGCUACGCUCCUUGUCGAACGUCCUCCGCCUCCGCCAAGUGACUCGCUGUCCCCCACUCGGCCUCCGUGGACAUCUCGCUCAUCGCCGACCUCCGCCAAGCUUCAAAGUUCCGCCACUGCAUGGCUCGGUGCCCGGAGCGAACACGCAGCAGGUUCAGUACUCAGUGCUUUGGGGUUGAUCACGCAGCAAGUUCACGCCCGGAGCGGACAUCCUGCGGCCCUAGGAGCAGUUCCCUCCGCUGAUGUCCUCGCAUCCCGAACUGAUGCUCCCCUCGCACCCCGAGCCGGGCUCAAGCAGACGCGCUACUCAGCCUAUCGUGGACAGCUGCUGACAGCUACCGGUCCCUCCGACGUUGUGGCUGGUCUUCGCAACGUGGCGGUAGGCUUUGCCGAGCGUAUAGCUCGCGGUGUCGACGUGGGCAAGGCCCAGCUUCGACGUGUGGACAGCGCUCUCGAUGGGCACCGCAAGCCUUGA
This is a messenger RNA of Schizophyllum commune H4-8, 729 nucleotides long. RefSeq lists its product as uncharacterized. The transcript has 3 exons. NCBI's taxonomy places the organism in Eukaryota, Fungi, Basidiomycota, Agaricomycetes, Agaricales, Schizophyllaceae. The record is from RefSeq and is a predicted model, not a curated record. Bases 1 to 729 code for a protein of 242 amino acids.